AAUCAAAGCGGAGGGGCGGGCUGUGAUUCAAGGAGCGCGAACGUUAGAGCAGACCGAUGGAAAAUGGCGAUUGUUGUGGCGUUUUAAUGCAAAGUUUGGGCAGUCUGAGUUAGCCCUCAGCUAUUUUUAAGUAUAUUUCCGGUGAUUAAAGCUGAAAUAUAAUAUUCGGUUAUGUAAAUUGGUGCGGUUGUUCGUGUUGUGGUAGUAGUAGUGAACAUUAAAUGCUCUACUGUUAGCUGCUGUAAAUGGCGUCACCGUGUCCUCUCAUAGUGAACAGCCCGUUAGUGUAAAUGUGAUGGCAGCGUGCUUCAAGUUAGUCCUAUAUUCACGGAUUUUCCACGACAGUUGAGGGUAUGGCUUUAAUGCUACACAACUUGGUUUUUGUCAUCGAUGUGGAUUAUGGAGACACCUGCGGCGACCAAGUGGAAGUCAGGAAUACUUUCUUAAAACGAGGAAUACUUCAGAUUCUGCUGCAUUUCAGCUGCAAAUACGGAUUAGAUAAAGUCCGGUGGGGUUAUAAAUUCUUCCAAUCCAAGACUGGUCGUAACUCUACCUUCAUUUCGAGGGGGUCAGACUUCAAGGAGCUCCGCCACAAAACUUUUGAGGACUUUGAAAUCGAGUUUGAAUCCAGAUUUGACCUUAAAGAUAAACCAUGUCUCUCUCAGCAGAAACAGCCAUCCUCUCAGUCUGUGUCUGUCCAGAAUGCUCUCAGAGAAACCCUCCUGGACUUCCAAUGGGACAGACCAGACAUCACCUCCCCCACCAAACUGUCCCUGAGACCCAGAAAGUCGAACUAUGUAGGAAGGUCCAGUGUCACCCAGGAGGAGGAGGCUUCAAAUACGGGGAAAAACCUGGUGUUUGUUGUCUCCGAGUGUCCACGCUCCAGGAUGCAGCUUGUGGACUACCUUUCAGUGGGAAAACACGACCUUGGUGUGGACCUGUCAGAGCAGAUCGUAUCCAGGGGUCUCCAUGACAUGCUGGUGCAGAAACAGGUGGUGCUGCACUGGAUUGACAGUAGACCACAUGUACAGGUGAGGGCAACAUGAAUAUCACAGUUUUUCUCUUAAAAGAGCUUCUCAUCAAUACAGGUGUCAGAAAAUGGUGCAUGUGUUUGCAGAGGGUUGUCUUAGACUUGUACGUGCAUAGGAGAGAGUGGGGUAAGUUGAGCCACCCCCUGUUUCUUGGAAAUGUUAAAGAAAUUGAUCAUGUGACCAAAUAUUUAGGAGAUGGGCAUCAAUUCAUGGAGUCUGUGAAUGUUAGAAGUACAUGGGUGAAGAGGUUAGACAUUUAUUUACAAAAAUAUAACAUUUUCCACUCUGUAAGGUGACUUUAGUCAGUCAUAAGUUUGAUUAGAAUUGUGUUCAGACCAAAAAAGAUCAUUUUAAAUUUGUUUUAUACAUCAAUUGUGGUAUCUAUGAGCAACAACAUGAGGUCAAAAACCUAACACAAAAGUCCACCAUCUUAGUUUAAAGGACUAAUAAAGUCAUCAUAGUAGUUCAGGGGUAACUGAGAAAGUAAAGGAGUCUGAUGAGAGGAUCAGAGUUUCAGUUCAGAUUGUUGCUCUUUUUCUCUUUAAACAUGUUUGAUUUCCAGGUUGAGUGUCUUCUGGAAUAACAGAGCUGUAGGACUCCUUCUAAAAUAGUUCACCUUGUUUUACUGACUCGAGUAACUCUGAUCUUUGUCUAACUGCAGGUCACACAAAGUGAGGAUCACCUCGGCUUUGACAGCCUGUCUGAGGUUUUAUCUCAGACAGGUGGAAGAGUCAUCCCUGUGGUUGCACUGCUGGAUCUGUGCAGCACUCAGAAGCUGGAUUUAAACUUUGGGAGAGACGCCUUUACACUCAAGUCAAGUGUCGGAUACCUGUUGUCCUCUGAGAGGCUGUAUCGCCUGGCUUUCCCCCUCAUGGGUGGUGUGGUACAAUGGGAGCAAGGUCAGAAACACAAAACAUUUUAGACGUUUGUUGUGUUGUGUUUCCUGUAGUAUUGUCCAGUCUCGUUCUUCAUUUGUGUUGUUGUUUCUUCACUUGACCAGGUGAUGAGUUACAGAGCUGUGGGAUCACGGUUGAACCGGUGUCUCGCGGACAGAAGCUUCUCCCAGAGUCAGUAGACGUGGUUCUUAAAGGAGUUCUGCAGGGCUGGGAGACCUCCUCACUUUUAGAGUCCAACUCUGAGUCCUGGGUGCUUCAGUGCUCCAGCAGCAGUGAUCAGGAAGCUGCUGCUCUCCAGCAUCUCCUGAGGGAACUGUCCGCUCGUGGUUUACACAUGGUGAGACAUCCAAACACAACAAUGCAUACACAGGUGAACUGAGGUUAGGGUUAGGGUUUCUCUGCUUACAGCUUAAUGAUCUGAUCAAAGAAUCUGAUAAAACUGAUCAGUUCAUACAGAGCUGCUGUUAAAGUAUCUGUCCGUGUUAUUGAAUAAGUUACUUGUUAAUUGCAGCAGCUUAUUUAAUUACUGGAGGGAGAGACUGAAGAGCAAUAACAUGAAAUAUGAACAAACUAGUUAUUCUGCACCGAUGCAAAAUCAAGAACCGACCACAGGGUGAGAAAACCAUCUUUAUUAUUCAGGAAGAUGUCCCUCAAAAACUGUGAUUACAUGAGACACCUGACAUACAAAUACCUCGACUUCUCCUCAUAAUGAUGUAAAGGCAGUGUGUGUGUGUGUGUUAGAUUCUCUUCCAUCACAUUUUAAACUCACCUUUUAUGCGUUUCUCUCUCUUCAAAUGUCCCUGCAGCUCUCUGAGGUGAAUGACGGCAGCCUGGUUUGCUCCGCAGUCCUCUCACCCUUGUCCCAGUCUACAGCUCUGCUCUCAAUCCUCCGCUCUGGAAUCACUCAGAGCCAGCAGUUCCCCUCUGCAGAAAUAAUCGACCCCGCGACGACUGAAACCUCAGCUGAACUUCCCGAGGUGGUGAGCAGCGUUCUGGGAGUCGUGUAUGACAUCAUGGAGGAGGAGGAGGACAAUGACGGUGUGGACGGUAUGGAUGAAGAGUCAUUUCUCACUUUAAAACAUGUUGCUUGGAAGAAAACACAGAAAUGAUUGAGUCAGGAAAAAGCUGUUCUGCUACUGGAAGGUUUUACGAAUGUUGUUCUCCAUCCUGCAUCUGUUUUUGACACUCUUAACAAUCCAAAUUGCAAAUAUUAGAAGUAAUAAAACUUCAAUUUGAUCUUUUUUUCCCCCCAGACGAUUUAAAGGAUCAUCAGAUUCCUGAAUGGGCUCAGCAGGAAGUCAAUCACCACCCUCUGACAACAGGCGUGUUGGAGAACUGGUUCCCUCAGUCCGAUCAGGCAGGAGUCAGUUCUCAUCUGAUGGAGUCGAUGAGGUAAAGAGAUCACUCCGAUUUCUGCUCCUGUCCUUUUUAUCCUCAAACACAGAGAGAUCAUUAUUCUUUCCACCUCUGACUCAUGUUUUGAAAGUUCAUGAAGAUUCACAAACUUGAACAAACUUAAUUCAUACACAGAAGAAGGAUUUGGUUGUGAUGCUUUACCUGCUGUGUCGAUUAGGUUGCUUCAUGCUGUGCCAGAGCAGAAAGAAGAGGAGGAGUCAUCUCUGUUACAGCAGGAGCUGAUCACUGGCCUGGCUGAGUUGUAUCAAACAUCCCGAGGAACUGAUGACAAAAGGGGCAAAAAACGUGAGAAAAUUGACUCUAAUUUUUGUUUAUAUUUGGAGUUUUAUGUGAAGAAGCGGUCAAAUGUUGGAUUUUCUAGCAUCAUUAUACCAGGAGAUCUAAAAUAUGAAAUAAAAUGUUUCCCUAUUUUCUGUCUUUGGUCUGCAGGUGGCACCCAGCGCACACCGGUGAAACAGAAGAUGAAGACCAUGAGCCGCUCCCUGCAGAUGCUGAAUGUAGCACGACUGAAUGUCAAAGCCCAGAAGAGUCAGGCUGACGCUGAGCAGCCGGGACCUGAGGGCAGGGGACCAGACAGGCAGGGGAAGAGACGGUCGAGUGACAGGAAGAAAUCUGAAAGAGCAAAGAGCAUCAGUGAGCGACACGGUUCAGACUUCACUCACUCUUUCUCCACCAGAAGGGAAAUGAGCAUGUUGUUAAACUCUUCUUCUCUCUUUGUCAGGUUUUACCACCGAGGCAGAGCUGCUGUCCCAUCUGAAGUCCAGUUAUGAGCAGACUGUGGCUGAAAGAGACUCAUCCCUCCUCACCUCUGUCCAACUGCUCCUGUCUGCAGUCAAAUCCUUCCUGCCGGCAGAAUCAGACCUGAAAGUAAGACGUGAUGGCGUGUUUUGAGAUCCUGACCUGUCCCUCUCUUAUCUUUAAGAUUAGAUCGACUUUAAGUUUCUUUAACCACGAGGACAAAAGAAACGUAGAAACAGACUCAGCAGAUCCAACAGGCAACCAUGAAUCAAGCAAAACUUUAAAACCUCAAAGCUCAAACCAAAAUAAGCAGAAGAGCGUCCAUGUGAAUGCUGAGGUUGUGGUUGAUUUGCUAAUCUGUGAGUUUUCGUGCAGGUAAAAACCUCCCAGUUUGUCCAGCAGCAUCUCUUCAAGACCAGCAAAUCCAUCAGGCAGCAGUACGGCUCCACUGCUGAUGUAGACGGCAAAGUCAGAGAGUGAGUAGUAGAUCAACCGACCUCUUAAACACCAGGCUGUGGUGAUAGUCGCUCCUCACUGAGUGUGAACUUGUGUACAGUAGCAUCGUGGUUUCACUCCUUGUGGCAGAACUCGUGUGCCCACCCUGUUAGUGAAAUAAAGAUUAGAUUCCUCUUUCUCAGGCUCUCAGUAAUUCAUGUUUUGUCCUCUAGGUGUCAGCUUCAGGCCUUGUUGAGGCUGGACUUGUGUAAACUUUUCUCCUCACAGCAAUCAGACUCUCUGGAUGUUGAUCAGAUGGCAGAGGAGGUAAGAUGAUCACCGUUUAGUCCUUUUGGUCGUUGAUUUUUCUGUGUUUUUAUACUUGAAGGUGAAGCAGAGGAAUUGAUUGAUUGUCUAUGAUCAUAACCACAAGAUUCAAAGAUAUCCACUGAUAUUAAUCUAAUAUAGAUCAAAGUUUUACGUCUGAUCUCUCUUCUUCUCCUCCUCAGGUGGCAGAAAUGCUCAGGAUCAUCUCCCGAACUAAAGAUCCUGUUUGUAUGACAAGAUUCCUCCAAGAUGAGGUCUUCCCGGGGUGAGUCAGUGUGGAGCUCUUUUUUUUUUUUUUAACCUGAAAGUGAACUUUGCUCUCUUACUGCCAUUCAUCUUAACGUUUAUACAAACAUGAUGACAAAUUGAUUUGUUAUUUGAAACCAGUUUUAGUUGAGUCGUAUAUUUCCUGUCCUGUAAAAAUCUGAACGUAUUGGUCUGUCUUCUCGCAGGUUCCUGAUGGCGGUGCCCAGAGUUCUCGCAGACGUCUACCACAGUCUGGGCACACAGCUCCCUGAAGUUCUGGUCGCGGUUCUUCCUGCCGACUUCUUCAGCGACGAUUCAGUCGCCAAAGACAGCGUCUCUCCGUCAGCCUCCUCUCCUCCCCUCUCACACAGCCUGGCUUCAGAGGGCGGAGGUCUGCAGGACCUACGAAAUCGCUCGGCCAACAAGCGGAGGUAAGAGGAGGGUUCGAGUUUACUCAGGGACGCAGUUUGGUGAAGAAGAGCGAGAAAUCAAAGAGAGGAGUUCAUUCAAGAGAGCUUUUUCAUAUUUGUCUUUUUGCAGGAGUGGGAUGCUGACUCGUCAUCGCAGUACGACUGAAUCGUCACAGAGUCUUCGCCAAAUAGAGAUCCCCAAAAAGACCACCAGAGCUGUAAGAUCACGUUCGCUGGUUCAGCCUUUCAUUGUGCUGAAGCAGAUCUCUGUUUGUCUUCCUGAUGAUCAGACUUCUCGAACGGUCGCUGUUAGAUCAUGAAAAGACACAUACAAUAAGUCAUGAGUGUUUUAUCUGCGUUUUCUGGAUUACUUGACCUUCUUUUUGUGUUUUCAUCAGUCCAAGUCAAAGACCUUCAGUGCUUUGGAGAAACCGGUCCCAGAACCCCAACCUCAGAAACAGGAGACUCAAGGUAUGUUGAGUCUAACAGGGAAAGCCCAAAUUCAUCAUCCAGCAAGAAAACUGGAUUUUCUUUGUGUUUAAAAUAUGGAUUCAGGAAGUUUUGGUUUUUCUUCUUUAAUGACUGGGAACAGCUUCAAAUUCAUGACAAUCGUAGUUCCGGCUUGUAAAAGACCUUUGAGGCUCUCCUCCUCUCUCCGUUUCCGAUUUUGUAAAGAGGCACCGGUGCAAAAGCUUCCUCUGAAUCCUCUUAUCAAACCCCAAAAAGAAAAACAGUACUUUGUGGACACAUCCCCACGCUGAUCUAAAACACAGACUGUUCUGAUCGUCCACAGAGGUGACCAAAGUGAGAAGAAACCUCUUCACACAGGAAGUCUUGUCCCCCUCAAAGAAAGCCAAGCUGCCGAGGAGCCAGUCUGUGUCUGCUGUGGAGGGACUGAAACGCAAAAGAUCUCAUGAAGCUGAAGGUACAUUUAUCCUAAAUUGAUCAGAAUAAAGGAGCAAAAGCAAAAAUUGUUCAAGAAAGUUUUCCUCACUUUGUAUCCGGCUCUUAAUCUCCAGACCUUUUCCUUUCAGAGAGACACAAACUUCUGACGAGGACCGUGUGUGAAACCCCCCACCACAAACAGGUGUCCAGUCGCCUCCUGUACCGGCAGAGAGUGGGGAGGUACGUCUAACAUCUCAUCAGUCAGCUCCAAACUUGUUACCUCUUUUGCAGAAAUGUUGAAGUUUGUGUUUCUGUCUGAUGUUUCGAAGGAGAUCUGCCCCGACGGAGGACUGCAUUGUGGAGGAGUCACCAGUUAAACCUGCAGAAGGUAUUUUUUUACUGAAACCAGGUCUUCCUCCUCUCUGAUUCGUUCACUCAUUUGAAAGAAUCUUUUAUUUUUUUUGGUGGUCACAAAAAGAGCGUUGUUUUCUUUUUCCUUUAGACCUCAGAAGGAGUCCAAGGAUCCAGAAUUUUGCUCGGAGACACUCGAACACCUUCUACUCCAGCUCUCAGCCUCGCUCACGUAACCUGGAGAGAGCUCUGUCUGCGUCCCAGCUCACGCUCAGCGAGGGCAAAAUCAGCGAGCUCAACGUUAAGACCAUCCGCUCGCCAAUGCGGCUUCUUUUCGGUGCCCCCGAAUCCCCGAGUCGUCUUUCAGAUCCGUCACGUGCGACCAGGUCCACCAGGUCACGGCUGUUCACAGACUCGAGUGUCUUUGAGGUAAGCGGUCUUAUACCCCCUGACAGCUAAGACGGCGGUCUUUCCAAAACUAAACAACGACAUCACUAACGAGGCGACUUUUGUUUGUUUCAGAGUCCAAAUAAAACACCAACAAAGUCACCAGCUAAACAUGAACGCACCAACCAAGGGACCCCGAGAACACCAAAGACCCCCAGAACCAGAGGAUCUCCAAAAACCCCGCCCACAUCCAGACUGCUUCAGAGUCCGGCUGCAGGCAGCUCUGGUGGGCCCGGUAUGUCUCUGAGAGGAAGUCCGUUCAGAUCUCCAGCCAGAAAGACUCUCAUUGUCGAGACGCCGACAAAGCAAAGCCCCAUGAGGAGCCCGCUGAAGGGGAUCCUCCGGACCCCGAUCAAAGCCUUGGUUGACUCCUCUGGAUCGCACAUGCUCAGUAGUCCAGUUUCAAGGACGCCUAAAAAGAGUGUCACGUGGUCUCCUUCCCCUCGGAAGUCCAGAUUGGUCGAGAGCAGCGGACUCUUCAAGGUGCCGGAGUCUCCCCGGUUUGGGUCCCGCACUUCUCCCAGACUGACGAACACACCCAACAAGUUCAGCAGUCCGGUCAGAAACACUAAGAGGGACAUUUUCAAGACCCCAGAAAAGACUGGAGGACCACGCCUGGUGAGGGAGUCUGAAAAGGAAAACCAUCAGAGAUCAUCUGUAGAAGUUCAAACCAAUAAAACACCAGAAAAAAGUCACACGGUGAUAAAAACGUCUCCUCCACAGUCAACACCACCUCAGAGCCGUCCCCCCUCACCCAAACUGAACACUAAAACUCAAACCAAGACCCCCAGCCCCACUCACCCCAUGGUUACCCGCUCUGGACGAACUCCAGAUAAAAGCUCAGAUGUUGCGUCUCCAUGUAAGCUGCUUUCUACACCACCAGGGGGCGCUGCUGCUGCUUCAGAGGGAUCAGAUACUUCGGUAAAGUCUCCAGCAAAGUCCCCGAGGAGAAAAAGGUCUGGUCAGGGCGCUAGAACCUUCAGACAGAAGUUAAGAUCUCACUCUGGGGAGAACCUUCAUGACAAACCAGACCCGGUCCCACCUGAGACCACGAGGGAAGAUCCACCAGAGGAGGAACGCGCUGAUCACUCCCAAACUUCUGAAGGCAACUCAAGUUCAGACUCACAGCAGCUCGACUCUUCACGGUUCAACUCUGCGACCACAGACGAUGACAGUCUGGACAUCGUGAACGCGUCAGUGGUGAAGACCCAGUUUAGCGGAGGUCUGAAGAUGAACAUCAGCUUUUCACGCAAGCCCUCAAAGUCCGGCGAGGACUUCCUGGCAGACGCUUUGUCUCCUAAACCGCGACUACUUAACCAGGGCACGCCCAGCCGGAGCUACGGCUUCAGGCAGACCCCUGAUCGCCAGCAGAGGGAGGCCGCCGCUCGCCUCGGUACUGACCCCCCUCGGUUUUCAACUCCAAGAGGCCCUGCCAAAGGGAGUCAGCGGAAGGGAGCGGGCUCUCAGACUCCGCUCUCUUACCAAGUCGAGAUGGAGAUGCAAACGUCAGGACUUCCCAAACUCAAAUUCAGACGCACAGACUCCAUGAACGCAGGUGAGGUGGUCUCAGGUGGAGCUCAGAGUCCUUUGGUUGUUGUGAGACCUCCUCAGAUAGAAAGCCCCUUAGCUCUGCGCUCCAAACACAGAGAACCUGGAUGUGUGUCCCCGUCUGUCUGCACUCACGUCACCCCCGCCAAGAGCACACCGGGGAAGAGCGUCCAGACUUACAUCUGCCAGUCUUACACCCCCACACGUCAUCAUGCAGUACCCGUGUCUCCAGAUCUCAUCCCUCUCACUCCCUCCCCUCAGAGUCUGGGUAAAGUGACCCCUGACAACCUGAACAGCUGGCCGCGCAGGAAGAGGGCUCAGGUGGGAGUGGGCGGAGGUAAGGAUCGUGGCCUGAAGGGGGAGCCGUUGCUGGCGGAGCUGCUGGAGGAAGCGGAGCUGGGUGUCAGCAGACUGCAGGACAUGGAGGACAUGGAUGAGCCGUCAAACGUUAAACCUGCAGAUGGAUGUCCCCAGUCUCCAGGUGAGAGUCUGAUCUGGAUGGAGAGACUGUCUGAGCAGACGGACCGCGCUGAUCCUCAGAGAGCAGAAGAAGAAAACAUCUGGGGGGUGGACAGUGAGGAUGGAAAGUCAGGUGAGUGUCUAAGAUACUUUCAUUGGUGACUUAAACGGCGUCAGUGUUCAGAGAUACAAGGGAAGCAGAUGCAAACAUGUGACCAACCCGUGACUGCAGAAUGACCCAGAUUACUGCCACUUUAAAUCGUUGCAGGACGCAUCAUUUCGAGGUGUCACUCAGAGGUUCUAGAGUUUAGAGUUUCGUCUUCAGUAUCUCAAAACUGUUGAGUCAUUUUUGUUUCUUUUGUCGUCUUUGUUUUCAUAGCGGCGACUCCUCCCAGCUCAAAGAAGAGGAAGCCGGUGACACCGAGCGGGAUCCUGGCGCUCACUCACUCCCCAAUGUUAUUCAAGGGGAGAACCAGCUCUGUGAGCAAGAGAGCGCCGAAUUUUAAAGGUAAGAUGGAGCGUCAGCCUGACAGCCAAUAAGAGGCGCUAUCUACAGUCUACAGCCAAAAACAAACAGGAUCUGUGUUGAGCUCGUUCCGUCAGCGUUGCGUCUCUGCUUUGUAGAGCAGCGCUGUCUAACGCCCACAGGAUCAGCGUAUUUGGAGCGUAGCAGCAGCGUAGUGCAGCUCCUGGUCAGCUGGGCUCAGUCUAGAGGAAACAAGCUCACAACAGGUUGUUUUUCCUUUCUGUGGUCGAUUUCCUGCUUUGGAUAUAAUUCAGUGACUGUAAAGUUUCUGCUUUCUGUGAAAAAGCUUUAAGUGAUUUUCCAGUUUGUGUUUUUUCAGGUUUAUUCGUGUUUAAUAAAGUAAACUCUGUUCCUUUAUGCUGUUACCUUCAGACAGAGUUAGCAGUUCAAAGUCCUGUUGGGGUCCACAUGGAUCAGGGAUUGACCAUCGGAUUGUUCUGUGUUACUGAUAAAUCCAGAACCAGGAAGGAUUUCUCAUCUACACCAACUGAUACACAGUUGGGAGUUUGCAUAUGGUGUUUUAUUUUGAAAUUUACCAAAUGACAUGCACAGUUUUCGUGAUUGACUUCCUGUCUAGAACGAUUUUCUCUGUGUGGAUUGAAUCACAGUCUGUGUGUGCUGCCCUUCUUGAUCUCAUGGCCUGUUAUAUUUGUGUAGUCAAAGCUUAUUGAUGGAUGAUUGAUAAAUACAACUUGGACUAAACCAAAACCAGAACCUCUCUGGUACACGACCCUGAUUCCACGCCUACUGAUUCAGCAUUUUUCUGCAGGUCUCGUUGAUUUUUCUUCUCCACCUGCCUCUCAGUUUCUCUUCGUCUUGACUCUUUUAUCGGUUCAUUUUUGUUUACUAUACUGCUCCAAACUCUACUAACAGUAGACUUAUUUAUGAGUGAUCAUAGGCCACAUCUGAACUCUGCCGGUGCUGGAUCAGGAACUCCCAGGACUGACUUUGUGUGAUCGCUUUGAGUCAAAUUAAAGAUAUCGAAUUUUUCCUUCACUUCCUCGUCACAUCCCUUAAACUCACAAUAACCCUCAUUUCCUUUCCUUUGUAGAUGAGGCUGCGUCGGGGAGGAGGGCGGAGGUUGAUGGUGUCGAGCUCUCUCCCUUCAGCCAGCCAAUCAGACGCUCAACCACCGGGAAGAGCUACAGCAGGAAAAGGCUGCUCCACUGACCGUGAGAGCAGCUGGCAUGAAAAGCUCAAGUAUUCAGGUUCAUUCAGGGUGACACUGUGAAGUUUUGGCCUCUCUGGAUUUCUUUUGAUGGCAGGUCUGUAAAAAUGUCUUUCAAGCACCAUCUGGGAGGCUUUUCUGGACCCACAGUGCCUCCUUUAGUCUCCUCCACCUCCUCUUUGACCCUGAAGUUUCCUGUUCAGACCAGAAGAUUUAGUUUUGAGAGUAAAACUGAGUUUAUAAGCGCCCAAACUCUUCCUCUUCAGGACUUGAUCUCUUCAGAGGUGGCGUGUUUGGAGCUGACGUCUCUGUGAGGAUGAUGGAUUAUGUCGUCACUGAUUUCCAAACUUGUCAUCAGCCUUUUACCAAUCAAGUCUGACGCCUAAGUUUCGUGACUGAAAUCCUUUUUUUGUGUUUAUUUAUACGUGUUUGUGUCAUAAAGUUGAUUUGAAGUAAAGGGAAGGACGAACAGUUGAGUCAUGUUGUAAAUAUCUGAUGUUUCUAGAGUUUUAUGUAAAUAAAUAUACUUUUUUGAAUCAA
Xyrichtys novacula (pearly razorfish) is the source of this 11423-nucleotide messenger RNA. Lineage: Eukaryota; Metazoa; Chordata; Actinopteri; Labriformes; Labridae. The record is from the annotation of a GenBank genome assembly.